AUGGAUUCGACCAAGGCAGACACCAUCGUGGUCGUUGCACACGGAGACCAAAGGCCUGGGGCCUUUUCGAACCAAAACGUCAAGAUCAUCACCCGUUCGGGCCAACCCUUGUCGUUUCAAGAGGCCAUCGACUACAUGGAAGGAAAGAGCAGUCCUGGAGAAUUCGCGUCUUCAUCACUAGGUGACUACUAUCCGCUGUCUGACGAGGACUGCAAAGGCCUUUUCCAUGGCAAUGUCCCUGGUGAAGGGCCCCAGAGCGCGGUUGGACUAGUAGCAACCGGAUCAAAAGUCAAAGUCAAGAAUUGGCCAAUCUUCGCGCUUCGCGGUGAUGGCGACAAAAAAAUGUCUUUUGUGGAGCUUUGCCUGGCAGCCAAGAAAGAGGGGACCAAUGUCAUGAUCCUUGCGUGCCGUGUCCCCAAAGAUCCGGGAGAACACUAG
This is a messenger RNA of Diplodia corticola, 438 nucleotides long. RefSeq lists its product as uncharacterized. The record is from RefSeq and is a predicted model, not a curated record. Lineage: Eukaryota; Fungi; Ascomycota; Dothideomycetes; Botryosphaeriales; Botryosphaeriaceae. The transcript has 2 exons. Bases 1 to 438 code for a protein of 145 amino acids.